AUGGAGCCGCCGCCGCCGCCGCCGCCGCCGCCUCCACCACCCUCCCUGCCGUCCGUUCUCGCCCACCUGCGCUCCCUCCUCUCCGCCGCCUCCUCCGCUCUAUCCUCCCUCCCCUCCCCUCUCCUCCCCACCACCACCACCACCAGCACCACAACGACGACCACCACCUCCUCCACCGUCACCGCACCUCCGCCCACCGCCCCACUCCCAUCUCUCCCCUCCUCACCGACCUCCGCAGUCCCGCUCCCCCUCCCCGCCACGCCCGCCCCCUACCACGACUGCCCGGCCGUCGUCCGCACCACCAACCCACCGCCCGCUUCCACCUCCCUCCCCGCCUUCCUCGCCGCCCACUGCUCCUCCUCCUCCUCCCCCACCACCGCCCCAGCCCUCUCUCCCCCACCCCGCAUCCUCCCGUCCGAGCUCUGCCUCCUGCGCCGGGAACUGGACUCCUGGAACAUCCACCACCUCCCCAGAUCCUACUCCUACACCACAGCGCGCGUAGUGAAGGCACUUCGCCCCGGCGCCCCGCACUGGGAGACGCAGCUACAGCGCUGGCUCCUCGCGACCUCGCCGGGCCACGGCGUCGUCAUCGACGCGGCCACUCGAGACCACAUGUUCCUGCUGGUCAAGCUGUGCCUCAACGCUGCGGCCGCGGAGGCCGAGCGCUCGCUGGAACAACACGCUCUAAACGGGCAGAGCGGGGAGUUCCGGGUUGAUCCCAGGGCUCUGACGUUCGACUGCCCCAGCCUGGCCGACGGCGUCUCGUGGCUGGCGGCGCAGCUCGAGGUGCUCUACGGGAAGGGCAGUGGCGGGGUCCUCGCGGUUGCGGUGGUCAAGGAGGCGAUUCUGCGGAUGGGGUCUUGUUUGGCUGCUGGUGUUGGUGGAAGUUCCGGUGAAGAAGGAAGUGGGGUGUGGGGUAAUGGGGCAGAUGGCCGUAUAUUGCUUUCCCAGGUUGCUGCUGCCAUUGCGGCCUUGCAUGAGAGGUUGUCCCUGGAGAAGAAGAUCAGGGCUCUGCAAGCGCCGCGCCCGUCCAAACAUCAACUGUUGCUUGAAUAUUCACAAGUACUGGAACGAGGCCAUGUUGAGCGGUCAAAACGGCCAGACUACAGACCUGUUCUGGAGUAUGAUGGAAUUCUACCACGUCGAGGGGAUAACCAGGAAUCUGGUAGAUCCAAGACAAGGGAGGAACUCUUAGCUGAAGAACGAGAUUACAAGAGAAGAAGAAUGUCUUACCGCGGCAAGAAAAUGAAACGAAAUCCAACAGAGAUAUUAAGAGACAUAAUUGACGAGCAUAUGGAGGACAUAAAACAGGCAGGUGGGGUUGAUUGUCUUGCAGAAGCUCCUUCUGAGAUUGCACAAAAUAUGGUUAAGACCAAUUCUGACGGAGGCGCAUACCAUGGAAGUUAUUAUCCUACUAACAGGUCUUCUGAUAAGACAGUUUUGGGUUCUCGAUUACCUAGUCGUGAGAACUCACCACAUACUGAUUCUUUUGGAAGAGUGUCAUCAAGGAGCCAUGACACAAGGGAUUCAUAUGGCAACACAAGAUAUGAAAAUAGUAGACACCAGUACCAAAAUGCAUCUGAACAUACCAAAGGAGGGACCAGAGAAUCUGAAAAUGCAAUGAAUCGAGGCUAUUCUGACCAGCAUGAGAACGGCACACGUAAAAGAAGCACCAAUGAUCAAAGCAAAUAUGGUCAUAAGUAUAAAAGGAGUACCUCGGAUUACCAUUCUGAAUCAACUGAUUGUUCCACUCGGUCGACACAAACACCAAAAUCACCGGAGAGAGAAUAUGGCGGCAUGUCAGGAAAUAGAAGCAAUGAUAGAACUAGAAGAAAUCAGAAUCUCCAUAGGUCAAUGCCUCUAAACAAAGAUCAGUUCAGUGAUAGAUAUGACCCCCAAAGCAGAUACUCUGACGAAGAUCUUCCAAGAAGCAUGUGUUAUGAUGUGUCUGACGGAAAGCAUGAAAUAUACCAUGAUGAGAUUCAUCCUCGUGAACAUCAUAUAAGAAAGCGUGAUCACAAUCACUGAAAGAAACAGAUACAUUUUCCCUUUGAUGUCAGUCCACUAAGUUAUACAGGCAUCUGGGUUAUUAACCUUCAGCUGUAUCCUUUUCUGUAUCCUUAUGCUGAAAAUGCUUUACUAUUUCUGUGGCUAUUGUAGUGACAAUCUGUUGCAGUUUUUUUCCCAUUUGAAUAACAUUCUUUUCACCAUUCUUUUUUUUCCGGCUAAACAUAACUAGUUAAACAUAUCUGAACUUUCUGCUAAUUCUUUUUUCCGGCAUAUAUUUCCUGGUCACAGCCAAUCUUUCAAAAGACUUUCUGCUAGUUUCAAAGCAUGCAUUCAUAAUAACUUUGCCCUGGAAUUAUAAUGUUGCUUAGUUAUGAGCUGACAAGAAUUUUUAGUUGACUGCCUUUGCUUUGAAAGGCCAUGCCAGGAACAAGUUUUUCUUCAUUUAUCUGUUUGUGUUGCAUUUCAUCCAGAUGCUACUCAUGCAUAAUUAUUUGAAUCGGGUUUAUGUUAAUCUUUGUGGAUGUAGUUCUGUUUACAGUGAGUUUUAUAAGCGAUGACCAACGUUGGAACGCCAUAGUGCCAGUAGACGUGAUACUGUUCUUGCCCUAUUUUUUUCUUUGGAUUUCAGGUCUAUGUUCUACUGAUAGAUACUGUUAAAAUGGAUAGUUCAUACCUGUCAAGUACUUGAACAUAAGAAAGCGAUGUAGGUAGUACUGAAGUAGGGUUUGACAUUUGCCAUGAUGUAGCCAGGUGCAUCCUAUGCAGCACGGAUACGGACACAUGAGAUACAUUUUACAAAUUCUUUCCCAAAAUGUUAAAUACUUUAUUAUAUUGUAAAAAGGGAACACAAUUAAAUCAUCUAUU
Lolium rigidum is the source of this 2874-nucleotide messenger RNA. Its product is annotated as U11/U12 small nuclear ribonucleoprotein 48 kDa protein-like. The record is from RefSeq and is a predicted model, not a curated record. The transcript is spliced from 6 exons. Lineage: Eukaryota; Viridiplantae; Streptophyta; Magnoliopsida; Poales; Poaceae. Bases 1 to 2028 code for a protein of 675 amino acids.